Molecule: messenger RNA, 1155 nt
Organism: Neohortaea acidophila
Lineage: Eukaryota; Fungi; Ascomycota; Dothideomycetes; Mycosphaerellales; Teratosphaeriaceae
Exons: 4
Coding region: 1-1155 (384 amino acids)
Molecular function (GO): oxidoreductase activity; zinc ion binding
Source: RefSeq, a predicted model, not a curated record
AUGGGCGACAAGAUGAAGGCGCUGCACUACGAUGGCCCGUUCAAGGUGUCCAUCAAGGAGAUUGAGAGGCCCAAGCUGAAGCAUCCCGACGAUGUGAUUAUCAAAGUCACCACCACGUGCAUUUGCGGCUCCGACCUCCACAUGUACGAGGGCCGCACUGCUGCCGAGCCCGGCCUGGUCUUUGGUCACGAGAACAUGGGCAUCGUUGAAGAGAUUGGACCGGGUGUGACGCUGCUCAAGAAGGGAGACAGAAUCGUGCUGCCGUUCAACGUGGCGGAUGGCAGGUGCCGCAACUGCGAGGAGGGCAAGACGGCCUUCUGCACCGGUGUCAAUCCCGGCUUUGCUGGUGGUGCAUACGGAUAUGUCGCCAUGGGUCCAUACCAGGGUGGACAGGCGCAGUACAUGCGUAUUCCCUUUGCGGACUUCAAUGCUUUGAAGCUUCCUCCGGGCACGGAGAAUGAGGCCGAUUUCGCAUUGUUGGCCGAUAUCUUCCCCACAGGCUGGCACGGGCUGGUCCUGAGCGGCUUCAAGCCUGGCGAGUCGGUGGCUGUCUUUGGCGCUGGACCGGUCGGGCUCAUGGCAGCCUACUCCGCCGUCAUCCGUGGUGCCAGCAGAGUGUUCGUCGUUGACCAGGUCAAGGAACGCCUGGACCAGGCCCAGAAGAUUGGCGCCACUCCCAUCAACUUCAAGGAGAGCGAUCCCGUCGAGCAGAUCAUUAAGGCCAACGACGGUAUGGUCGAUCGGGCUGUUGAUGCCGUUGGGUACCAGGCCGUCGACAAGGGCGGUAGCAAGGAGCAGCCGAACAUUGUCCUUGAUCAGCUCAUCAUGGUCACUCGUCCUACCGGCGGUCUGGGCAUUCCAGGCUUGUACGUGCCCUCUGAUCCGGGCGCUCCUGACGCACAAUCCGGCAAGGGCCAGAUCUUGAUGUCGUUCGGCAAGCUGUUCGAAAAGGGUCUCUCGCUCGGCACCGGGCAGUGCAACGUCAAGGCGUACAACCGGUACUUGCGUGACUUGAUCAUCAGCGGCCGCGCCAAGCCUUCCUUUGUCGUGUCGCACGAGUGUGGCCUUGACGAAGCUCCGGAGGCGUACGACAAAUUCGACAGGAGAGUUGAGGGGUACACCAAGGUGUUGGUCCACCCCAACGGCCCGCUCUAG